CACCCUUGACUUAAUAAUUUAGUAUGUGCCGUAUAAAUUUGUAAUGUAAUCAAAAUAUGGUUGUAAGACUGUUGCUUUAAAAUCAGUAGUUUAUGUUAUAUUUAUGUAAUUAUCGCCUUGUGACAUUCUAAACACAUGGUGUGAUGCGCUCUCUUGUUGGACAUUUUUAUAUUAGUGUACUUGUGUAGAGCGAGGAAAAAUGUCAACCGAGAGUUUAAAUAGUUUGACCGACAAGGAACUGCAUAGAAAGCUAAUCCAAAGUGGUUUUCCCAGCACUCCGGUGACGGAGACGACGCGAGCGGUUUUAAUCGAGAAACUGAGGAAGCACGCCCGCGCGGACAAGCUAAAAAAGCGGAGCAACAAGUACGUGCUCUACUCCAAGGAGCAGCCAGAAUCACAGCAGCUACCCUAUCCCCAGUACCCCCAGUACCACGCCCCCCAGCCGCCCCUUAUCUACGCCAACGGCCUAGACAACAAUAACGACUUGGAACUGAGCCGCAGCUCCUCGGUUUUCAAUCGCAGCUUUGACGAGAACGACUCGAGUCCGUUGCAGUUGUCUGCCUCCAAGAUGUACGCCCCACCACCUGUGGUGGCCUCCAAUUACGAUGGAGACUGCUCGCCCCAUAGUUUGGGUGGCCUAAAUGGAAAGUACCGACAGCAAUGCUCCAUGCCGUACGCCUUAGACACGUCGAAUAACUAUGGAAAACCCAGCGGAAAGGUCAAGAUAUCCGACGGUGGUGUGGUUAACAGACUGCUCAGCUUUCGGGACACCACAAUCCAGCGGAAAUGUAACUAUCCAUCUUGGCCGGUAUCGAGAAUCCCGCCAAGGAACGACAGAAUUAAUCGAUUCGCUUUGUCGGACCUCAAGUCGAUUUUCAAAAACCCAGACAUCAGGCCCUAUGUAAUACCACAAGUGCUCAUUUCGCUGUUCUUAAUAUUUCUGACAAUAAUCACCGUCCUGUAUGUGGGCAAGAGGUUCGAGCAGAGUACCAUCGACAAGACAGCACUGAAGUACACAUUAUGUAACCCCAACGAAUUGCAAGUAGUCGGCGAAAGGGUGAAUUGCAUAGCGAAAGAUUCGCUAAGCGAUGCACUGGAUUUGAGCGAUGAACUCUUCAGGCAUCUAAACGAGCGAGCCAGGCUCCAUCACUGCAAAGAUGCCAGUUUGUCGCCCGCUCUGGAAAUUGGCGAGUUUGUAAGGGAAAUGGUCAGCCGCCCAACGACUCACAGGGGAAUUUUGCACAGUAACUUGAAGGCUGCCAAAUAUCUUAUUGAAGAGAAUCCACAGUGGAACAUUCAAGUGGUGGAUUCUUCGAAGCACAUUGGACAAGGCUUGUAUUAUGAACUUUCCGAGCCAAAUUUGCCACUCAAGUGCGUUGUAUUGAAAAAAGUGACCCGCUUUUUUACCGUGAUUGGAUCGCUUCUUCUGAUCGUAGCUGGAUUCCUCGUCGUCUACUUUGCAGUGGUGAUUUACCGAGUCAAGCAAAAGGAAGCCCUGCUGGCGGUCGAUCAAUUCUCAAAGGACAUCAUUAACGAGCUGAUUUACCUUAGUUCCCAGUCCGAGAGUCCCGAAGUGAUCAUCAGCCAGUUGCAGGAGAAGUUUGUGCCGGCCAAGAAUCGCUCUAAGCACCUAACUUCUUGGAACAAGGCGCUUAAGCAGCUGGAAAAGAACGACAGCCGUGUGCUUUUUGGAAUGGUCAACAGGGAUGGCAAGGCGAUGCGGACGAUUGCGUGGAACAGGAAUCUGGACAAGAAGGAUGUGGGCCUGGUCAAAAAGUGGCAGAGCCCUGCUUUCGACAACUCCAACAAGAUUGCCAACCCCCCGACUCCCUGCCUGAAGAUUCGGCACAUGUUUGACUCCUCUGAAGUGGAUCAGGCCAACUUGAAGCAAUCCAUCGUCGACUCGAUCAUAGAGAAGGUGGGGUCGCGCUGCAAGAUCUGCGAUGUCCAGCUGGACAUCCAAUCAUGCUGCGUGUACAUUCGAUGCGCCAGCGAGGAGGACGCCGGUAUGAUUCACAACGAGAUCAACGGCUGGUGGUUCGACAAGCGCCUGAUUUCGAUUAAAUUCUUAAGACUUGAACGCUACCUAAGCCGUUUCCCCAAGCCCUCGGCCGAUCCACUCUUCUUUCAUACCAGCGAGGCAGCCAAUAACACUCACUCAUAAAGCACACAACUCUACACUAGUUACUUAAGUUAUUAAAUGCGAAUUUGUUUUACAUGUACAAA
Messenger RNA from Drosophila subpulchrella, 2226 nucleotides. It is a transcript of the gene MAN1, whose product is annotated as inner nuclear membrane protein Man1. The transcript has 2 exons. Gene Ontology annotation, molecular function: chromatin DNA binding. Bases 200 to 2164 code for a protein of 654 amino acids. Gene Ontology annotation, cellular component: nuclear inner membrane. Gene Ontology annotation, biological process: nuclear envelope organization; negative regulation of BMP signaling pathway. The record is from RefSeq and is a predicted model, not a curated record. Lineage: Eukaryota; Metazoa; Arthropoda; Insecta; Diptera; Drosophilidae.